AAGGGGAGCGCGACCAGUGAGCAGGCGAGGAAGGGGCGGGAUCCGGGGCUCCCGGCAGCUUCUAGUAGGUUCCAGGAGGCGGCGCGUGCGGUUGGGAACGCGGAGCGGACGGAGUCGAUUCAACGGGGUUCCGUGCCCGGCAAUGGAGCAGGUGAACGAGCUGAAGGAGAAGGGCAACAAAGCCCUGAGCGCCGGCCACAUCGACGAUGCGCUGCGCUGCUACUCCGAGGCCAUUAAGUUAGACCCGCAGAACCACGUGCUGUACAGCAACCGCUCGGCCGCCUACGCCAAGAAAGGGGACUACCAGAAGGCCUACGAGGACGGCUGCAAGACCGUGGACCUGAAGCCUGACUGGGGCAAGGGCUAUUCUCGAAAAGCAGCAGCUCUUGAAUUCCUAAACCGAUUUGAAGAAGCCAAGCGAACCUAUGAAGAGGGUUUAAAACACGAAGCAAAUAAUGCUCAGCUGAAGGAGGGCUUGCAGAACAUGGAGGCGCGGUUGGCAGAGAGGAAAUUCAUGAACCCUUUCAACAUGCCCAAUCUGUACCAGAAGCUGGAGAGCGACCCCAGGACCCGGACGCUGCUGGCGGAUCCCAGCUACCGGGAGCUGAUCGAGCAGCUACGGAGCAAGCCGUCCGACCUGGGCACGAAACUGCAGGACCCCCGGAUCAUGACCACCCUGAGCGUCCUCCUCGGGGUCGAUCUGGGCAGCAUGGAUGAGGAGGAGGAAGUUGCGACCCCUCCGCCACCGCCGCCUCCUAAAAAGGAGACCAAGCCAGAGCCGAUGGAGGAAGAUCUUCCAGAGAAUAAGAAACAGGCCCUGAAAGAGAAGGAGCUGGGGAACGAGGCCUACAAGAAGAAGGACUUUGACACAGCCUUGAAGCACUACGACAGAGCCAAGGGCCUGGACCCCACCAACAUGACCUACCUGACCAACCAAGCAGCCGUGUACUUCGAAAAGGGCGACUACAGUAAAUGCCGGGAGCUUUGUGAGAAGGCCAUUGAAGUGGGGCGAGAAAACCGAGAAGACUACAGACAGAUUGCCAAAGCUUACGCUCGAAUCGGCAACUCGUACUUCAAAGAGGAGCAGUACAAGGAUGCCAUCCAUUUCUACAACAAGUCCCUGGCAGAGCACCGCACCCCGGACGUGCUCAAGAAGUGCCAGCAGGCAGAGAAAAUCCUGAAGGAGCAGGAGCGGCUCGCCUACAUAAACCCUGACCUGGCUCUGGAGGAGAAGAACAAAGGCAACGAAUGUUUCCAGAAAGGGGACUAUCCCCAGGCCAUGAAGCAUUACACAGAAGCCAUCAGACGGAACCCCAGAGACGCCAAGUUGUACAGCAAUCGGGCGGCCUGCUACACCAAGCUCCUGGAGUUCCCGCUGGCACUCAAGGACUGUGAGGAGUGUAUCCAGCUAGAGCCGACCUUCAUCAAGGGUUACACACGGAAAGCCGCUGCCCUGGAAGCGAUGAAGGACUACACGAAAGCCAUGGAUGUCUACCAGAAGGCGCUAGAGCUGGACUCCAGCUGUAAGGAGGCUGCAGACGGGUACCAGCGCUGCAUGAUGGCCCAGUACAACCGGCACGACAGCCCCGAAGACGUGAAGCGGCGGGCCAUGGCCGACCCCGAGGUGCAGCAGAUAAUGAGUGACCCGGCCAUGCGGCUCAUCCUGGAACAGAUGCAGAAGGACCCGCAGGCCCUGAGCGAACACUUAAAGAAUCCUGUAAUAGCGCAGAAGAUCCAGAAGCUGAUGGAUGUGGGUCUGAUCGCAAUUCGGUGAUGACUUGCUCGUCAUCCCCCUUCCCUUCGCCCUGGUGUGGAAAGAGGAGCUGGGACCGUGGCAGGCAGCACGGAGCAGAGGGGAGAGCAGGGGAAGGCGAGCGCCCGCCCUCGGUGUUGAGACGGGGCUCCUCACGUCCAAGCCAGAGACUCGUGCACAGCUCCUGGCGCAGCGCCGCCUCGGGCCCUCCCAGCACACGCAUGGUCUCCUGCUGCCCUCGUUCCGGUUCCGGGUCCUUCCCCGCCCCAGGCGCUGUCUCGGCUGCUCUCCCAUAGUUGGUUAUUUUUUAUUUGGGGCAGUGGGCAUGUGUGUGUUGGGGGUGUUCUUCCAACCUCAGGUCCCAGCUGUCUUCACGGUGUUAACUCCACGUCCCCUUCUCCAAUAAAACAAGCCAGUCGGGCGUGGUUCUACGUU
This is a messenger RNA of Equus caballus (horse), 2188 nucleotides long. It is a transcript of the gene STIP1, whose product is annotated as stress induced phosphoprotein 1. The record is from RefSeq and is a predicted model, not a curated record. Lineage: Eukaryota; Metazoa; Chordata; Mammalia; Perissodactyla; Equidae. Gene Ontology annotation, molecular function: Hsp90 protein binding.